AUGAACCACUUACAUUCAGUAAACUUUUCCGCCUACCCUCUCUUAUAUUCAGUAACCUACUCCGCACCCCCUUCUUACAUUCAUAACUAUCUCCACCUACCUUCUCUUGCUUUCAUUAACUUUCUCUCUCUCCUACCUCCUUUUACAUUCAGUAACCCUCUCUGUUUACCCCUCUUACAUUCAGUAACCCUCUCCGCCUACUCCCUCUUACAUUUAGUAACUAUCUCCACCUACCUUCUCUUGCUUUCAUUAACUUUCUCUCUCUCCUACCUCCUUUUACAUUCAGUAACCCUCUCUGUUUACCCCCUCUCAUAUUCAGUAACCCUCUCCGCCUACUCCCUCUUACAUUUAGUAACUAUCUCCACCUACCUUCUCUUGCUUUCAUUAACUUUCUCUCUCUCCUACCUCCUUUUACAUUCAGUAACCCUCUCUGUUUACCCCCUCUUACAUUCAGUAACCCUCUCCGCCUACUCCCUCUUACAUUCACUAACUUUCUCCUUUUUACAGACACUUCCCUUAACCUCCGCUGCUGCUGCUGCUGCUUCUUCUUCUUCUUCUUCUUCUUCUUCUUCUUCUUCUUCUUCUUCUUCUUCUUCUUCUUCUUCUUCUUCUUAUUAG
Molecule: messenger RNA, 618 nt
Organism: Acanthosepion pharaonis
Lineage: Eukaryota; Metazoa; Mollusca; Cephalopoda; Sepiida; Sepiidae
Source: the annotation of a GenBank genome assembly